Molecule: messenger RNA, 1822 nt
Organism: Impatiens glandulifera
Lineage: Eukaryota; Viridiplantae; Streptophyta; Magnoliopsida; Ericales; Balsaminaceae
Product: wee1-like protein kinase
Exons: 10
Coding region: 86-1558 (490 amino acids)
Biological process (GO): protein phosphorylation
Molecular function (GO): ATP binding; protein kinase activity
Source: RefSeq, a predicted model, not a curated record
CAAAUAUUUGAACUUUUUCGUAUUCCCUCUCUUCGUCUCCCACCUCUCGAUUGUUACCCGGGAAAGUGAAGAAAGAGAUUUAAGAAUGAAGGCGGAAACCCCAAAGAGAAGCUGCUGGAACAAGGAGACGACAGCGAAAAUAAUGAAAGAAUCGCCAACAUCACACUUAUCAGUUCAAUUAGGGCAAGUCUCUUUCAAGGUUCAUCGCGAACAAUCAUCUUUCUCCGACCCUUCACUGUUCCAAAACCUUAUCACUUCCGAUUCGCAACCCCCUUCUUCGUCUACCAUCGAUUUCAGUUUAGAUACCACUGCAGAUGAUAAAGACUUCAUUUUAAGUCAAGAUUUCUUUUGCACUCCUGAUUAUAUUACUCCGGAUACCCAAUACAUCUCGAAUAAUAUAGGGAACAAGGAUAACAUCCUUUGUCCCAAGUCACCAGAGAAGAUAAAAUCUGUCAAAAGACAACAUGAUAACAUAUCAGCAUAUUCUAUUGGUUCCAAUUUGUUUUUCCUCGAUCAAGAUGUGGACUUGGAAGAAGAUAAUCUCGAAGAGGAUGAGGAAAAGCUGGAAAUGAUGGACACAAUGGAAAUUCAAAGGAAACACAGUUAUGUUUCACAAUCUGCUGCAGCUUUAAGAUGCCGUGUUAUGCCCCCUCCCUGCGUAACCAACCCGUAUUUGAAGGACUUGUCUGAAACCGAUAUUGAUCCUUUCUCCAAUCAAAGAUCUAAGUGUGCAGUUAUUUUUCCAUCAGUCAAUACUGGAGAUGGCCUCUCAAGAUACCGAUCAGAUUUUCACGAGAUAGAGAAAAUUGGUAAUGGAAACUUCAGUCACGUUUUCAAAGUCUUGAAGAGAAUUGAUGGGUGCAUGUAUGCUGUGAAAAAGAGCACCAGAGUAUUGAAUAAGGAUACAGAAAGGAGAAAAGCUUUGAUGGAGGUUCAAGCUUUGGCAGCUUUAGGAUUUCAUGAAAACUUAGUUGCAUAUUACACGUCUUGGUUUGAAAACGAGCAACUAUUUAUUCAGAUGGAACUGUGCCCUCAUAACCUAUCCAAUUGCAACCCUUCAAAGUUUUGCACAGAAGGGGAGGUUUUGGAAGCUAUGCACCAGAUAGGUAAGGCACUUCAGUUCAUACACGAGAGAGGGAUAGCUCACUUGGAUGUAAAACCAGAGAAUAUUUACUUAAAGAAUGGUGUUUAUAAGCUUGGGGAUUUCGGGUGUGCGACUCUCAUUGAUAGGAGUCUUGCAAUCGAAGAGGGGGAUGCACGUUACAUGCCUAGAGAAAUAUUUAACGAUAACUAUGAUAACCUUGACAAAGUUGACAUAUUUUCAUUGGGGAUCACCAUAUUUGAGCUUAUAAAGGGAGGAACAUCUUUGCCUAAAUCAGGACCUCUUUUUCUAAAGCUUAGAGAAGGAAAGUUGCCAUUGCUCCCAGGACAUUCAGUCCAGUUCCAAACUCUACUCAAGGCCAUGAUGGACCCUGAUCCAACCCGGAGACCCUCUGCGAAGCAGCUGGUUGAGAACCCGAUAUUUGAUAGAUGCCAAAGAAGUGUUCAAGGCAAGUGAUGAGACCAGGGUUGUGUUGUACAUUUUUGAUAAAGCAAGAAGAAGGGAAAUUCAUUCAAGUUCAUGAUGAUGGAUGAAUGGAUCUGAUGCAGUGAUCAAUUUUUUGCUAAUGGAUCUGGUUUUGCAUAAACUAAAAGAGACAGGACAGGUUAUAGUUGUCUCUUUUGCUGUAAAUUUUGGCUGCUUAAUGCUUAUUGUCUUAACAUAUAUUUGGUAUUGAACAUUACCAGAUUUAUAUAAUUUAAUCUCACGCAAGAUCAUAUU